AUGCUUGGUGCGAAAGAGACGGGAAUAACUCAUUACCUCGCAAUGAAAACCAAUAUUAUAGGUGGAGGCUGCACCUUUCCAGCAGAAUGGACCGGCAGCUGGUUCCAGUCAGGCAUACCGUCGCUCAUAGAUAUCAACUCCACCCAUAUACAGAUGAAGGGAGAAUGUUCAGAGACUGAGUCAUAUGAUAAGUUUUUGUUGCAUGAUAGGACCUUUGACUGCUACAGGUGUAUGGUGAUACACGAAAAGCACAAAUAUGUUCUGCAGUACAAAGAAACUUACUGCAGUCAAAAAAACUCGCUCUCCUCAAUAUGUGACGAAAUCAGCGGUGAUGCUCCUCUCUACUCCAUGUUCCGGAAGGAUCCAGCCGCAGUUCCGCAGCCCUGUCCUUUUAGGCCGGCGCCGUUCACUUUCACUUAUAACCGUGGUUCCGGCGACUGCGUGUACCCGCCUUCGCGAGCGGAGUCGUGUACUGACGAUUCAAGACUGCUUCUAAGAUACAUGGCAUGUCCCGAUGUGCCUGGUACCGAGAGUAAUGUUGAAGAGCUGGUCUGCCUGGCCACAUGGAAGGAAGGUUCCACAAGGUACCUAGUCGGGCAGAUUUCUCAAGUGCAGAGACGGAACACCAUCGCCUCUGAUGAAGAUACUUAUCGAUGCUUCAUCUACAAGGGCCUCCAUGGUGACAAAAGUACUUCCUACAUCAUAGCUCAAUCGGGUGAUGCCACCUGCAAUGGCUUGUCCUCACCGACAGAUGGCAGCAGAACUAUGAAACUAACUACAAGUGAUGAUGAGCACAACCGCUGUCAUUUCCCCGGAUGGAUAGUGGAGCACCACAAGUGGUUCAGUCUCGACCACACCCAUCAGUACCACUUUACUACCAAGAAUGCAACUCUCAAGAUAAUGAACUCGGACGGUUCAUUCGAAGAGAAGCGAUUGGUAUGUCAUUCGAUUUUGGAGCAGAAAGACAAGAAACAUAUUAAACUAGUCGCACACGUAACUAGGGGCUGUGAAUCCGGUCACAUUUGCCUCAAGUUCUACCGUCGUGAGGGCAACGUGUUGGAGUUGCAACAAGGAACAAAUCUUUGGGAGUCGCCUCAAGACGCCUGCGCAGAGAAUACUCAACCGUCGUAUAUAACGCUUAUAACGACUUCACUAACACCAAUGCGGUGUCCUAUUCUCGGCCGAUACUCGAUCGUGAACUCGCUCGCCGAUCGUCGCAGACGCAGACAACAAAUUGGUGAUCCAGAUUCAGAAAGUAGUGAAAUGUCUGAAUGUGUGACAGGAGAUUACGACAGUGCCAGCAUUGGGUGUGGCGCUGGACAGGAUACGAUUGAGUUUAAGUCCUCUUGUAGUAGUACUGUAUACACGUGCUACGGCAGCUGGCAAGAGAACGGCCGGGGCUUCCUGGUGGCGGCUCCCGUCUCCCGCUCUUCCUCUCAUCCCAGGACAUUCUGCUUCAUGUAUACCACCAGACCUGCUAAUGAGACCCGCGGAAGUGAAUCAGUGUCUCUUAGCGCAGUGAGCGUGUCGUGUGACAGACGAGCCAUUCCCGGACGACAUGGUGAUAAGGCAUACAACCUCACUUCUAAUGGUACAUGCGAGCAGAGCAGCAAAUACAAUAGCUUGGCUUUCAAAAUCGCGCCGGCGGCCAUUUUGAUAUUUGCCCUUUCCCUGACAGCUCUCAGGUGA
Molecule: messenger RNA, 1689 nt
Organism: Pieris macdunnoughi
Lineage: Eukaryota; Metazoa; Arthropoda; Insecta; Lepidoptera; Pieridae
Source: the annotation of a GenBank genome assembly